This is a messenger RNA of Aspergillus ibericus CBS 121593, 1360 nucleotides long. Its product is annotated as WD repeat-containing protein. The coding region runs from base 227 to 1360 and encodes 377 amino acids. NCBI's taxonomy places the organism in Eukaryota, Fungi, Ascomycota, Eurotiomycetes, Eurotiales, Aspergillaceae. The record is from RefSeq and is a predicted model, not a curated record. The transcript is spliced from 3 exons. Gene Ontology annotation, cellular component: THO complex part of transcription export complex. Gene Ontology annotation, molecular function: protein binding. Gene Ontology annotation, biological process: mRNA export from nucleus.
UCGAUCACGGCGCAGUAGCUCUCUCAAGUCUCCCCGCAAUCGAGCAGCGCAUCUUUGCAAUUGUCCCUGGAGAGUAUUCUUCACACCGACGGCUACCUUUCCACUCUCCUCGUGAGAAUUUCCCCUCUACACCGCCUACCGCAGCCCCUCGGGGCGUCCGUCCAGGCUGCUGCUGCCGCAAUCGCGAAUCCACCAGCAGCAGCAACAAUCAAAGACCACUUCUGCAAUGGCUCCUCCUCGACGGAACCUUCUCCCAAAAGACCGCUUUGCGCUCGCAUUUGGGGGCCUGAAAACGCAAAACUACCAUGAUCCUGCUUCUCGCGGACCAGGUUCUCACACAAUCCGCACAAUAGCAUGGAAUCCUACGGGCCAGCUUGUCGCCACUGGCUCUGCAGACCGCACCCUCCGAAUCUGGAACCCCGAGCGCUCGCAGGUGAAAUACUCAACCGAACUGCGCGGCCAUACCGCGGGAAUUGAGAAAGUCGUGUUCAACCCCGUACGAGACUCGGAAUUGGCUAGUUGCUCAACGGAUGGAACCGUUCGCCUUUGGGAUGUCCGGUCAAAGACCUGUGUGAGCCGUCUUGACGUUGGAGGCGAGGCGUUUACCUUGUCCUGGUCGGCUGAUGGCAGCGUCAUGGUUGUCGGCAGGAAGGACGACACCCUCAUCCCUAUCUCCAUCGAAUCCCCAUCCACCCCAACCGUUCUCGCCGACGGAACAACAUCCACUGCCCCCGGACCGCAACAAAAGCCCAACCUUACCCCGUCAACCUACAAAGCCCUAGAACCACACCCCCAACCCGUCCAAACCAACGCAACAACCUUCUCCCACCACAUCUCCACCCCCACCUCCCCCGACCUCCACCUCUUCGCCACAACCGGCGAAGGCACCGUCAAAAUCCUCUCCUACCCCUCCUUCGACGUCCUCCACACCCUUCACGCCCACACCUCCGCCUGCCUAUCAAUCUCCCUCGCCCCUACAGGCCGCUACCUCGCCGUAGGCGGCAGCGACGCCCUCAUCUCCCUCUGGGACACAACGGACUGGAUCUGCAAACGCACCGUAUCGAGCCCGAACGGCGGAGCCGUCCGCGGCGUGAGCUGGAGUUUCGACGGCCGAUUCAUCUGCGGUGCCUGCGAUGAACCCGGCUGCGGUGGCAACGGGCUGGAGAUUUUCCACGCUGAAACGGGUGAAAGUGUCUAUACUGUGCCUACGGGGGGGAAUGCUAAUUCGGGCAUUCCGGCUGUUGCGUGGCAUCCGUCGCGGUAUUGGUUGGCGUAUUCGACGUCGGCGGAUGGGUCGGGGCCUGGGGGGUUGAAGAUUGUGGGGGCUGCGGGGGGGUGGGAGUCUGUAGAUAGAGGUUGA